This is a messenger RNA of Coniophora puteana RWD-64-598 SS2, 1012 nucleotides long. RefSeq names its product zf-MYND-domain-containing protein. Bases 94 to 810 code for a protein of 238 amino acids. The transcript is spliced from 6 exons. The record is from RefSeq and is a predicted model, not a curated record. NCBI's taxonomy places the organism in Eukaryota, Fungi, Basidiomycota, Agaricomycetes, Boletales, Coniophoraceae.
AGACAUUGAGCCAACGGGAGCUCGCCAAACAUAUAGAAUCCGAUCUCCUAUCCGUGGCUCAUGAGCACUAGCAACAGCAACAGCUCGAUGAACAUGCCGACCAACAGUUCUGGAGAUGAAGAGCUAGUAGUGUUGUCUUCGCAUCUGAUCAAGGGAUGCGUCAAUUGCGAUAGAUACGAAACUCCUGAUCAGAAACUCUUGAGCUGCUUGGGGUGCGGGAAGGUCCGAUACUGCAGCAAAGAAUGCCAACUAGCCCAUUGGCUCGAGCACAAGGUUCCGUGUAAAUUGAACAGGCAGGCAGCACAAAGCUCCAAAACAAGAGAGCCUGAUGGCGGAAGGGCAGCGCAUGAGUUCGGAAGAUGGGUCCAGCUCAACAACCCAGUCUUCACAGUUGCGCUUUAUCAUGCACUCGGCCUCGAAGCCGACCUCAACGCAUACAAGACUAGAGGCGUCGUUGUCCAAUUUGCGUCAAAGCCUAACCGCCUUAAUUAUCCUAUGCACCAAAGGUAUAACGUUACUGACGGGUUCACUGAGGACCUCGAUACCAUUAUCCAAUCGAUGCCUCCGCGAUUGGCAAACCCCGAAGAGCUCAAACAGACUCUAAAGGGCAGCCGUCCUACGGCUCUCAUCCUGUUGUUCUACGAUCGGGCUACCCACGUGCUCAAAUUACACUUACCCUCGUUGCAAGAGCUCAGGGACGCAGCAGAGGGCGUCGAUAAGCCAGUGAAAGGCGAUUGGUUGAAGUGGCUGGACAAAGCCAUCAGUAAUAACUUCCAAGACACAAUCAAGUUACCGAAGCCCUUCAGGUGAAAGUAUAUAUGAGGAUCAACUGAACCAUUUCUUCUAUGGGUGUUCUUUCGUCUGCCUUUGCCGAAGCUGUAUUGGUCAUAAGGGCUUCAUGCUAAUUUGCUUGUGUAUUAGGUAUUAGUUAGUUGAAUAUUCAAGACAGUCGUGACCAUCAUUACUAUCCCAGCAUGUUGAGGGUAUGGAUGACUGCUAACAUAGUUUAAAA